This is a messenger RNA of Colletotrichum phormii, 1943 nucleotides long. Its product is annotated as V-type ATPase. Gene Ontology annotation, molecular function: ATP binding; proton-transporting ATPase activity, rotational mechanism. NCBI's taxonomy places the organism in Eukaryota, Fungi, Ascomycota, Sordariomycetes, Glomerellales, Glomerellaceae. Gene Ontology annotation, biological process: vacuolar acidification; proton transmembrane transport; ATP metabolic process. The record is from RefSeq and is a predicted model, not a curated record. Gene Ontology annotation, cellular component: proton-transporting V-type ATPase, V1 domain. The transcript is spliced from 7 exons. The coding region runs from base 153 to 1670 and encodes 505 amino acids.
CACCGACCUGCCAACCUCCUCCAGCUACGUACAUCGCAGCGCCUCGCAUCGUCUCCAUCCGCUCGCCCGCCCACGCCCUUCCUAAUCGCCCCCCCUCGACCCAACACGCAUUGUCUUCUAGUACGGCGCUGUCUCGCUGAUAGUCAGAAGCAAUGAGUGACCCGCGGGAGCCCUCCUACUCCAUCGUGCCGAGAAUUCGGUACAACACCGUCGGCGGUGUCAACGGACCCCUCGUCAUCCUCGAGAAUGUCAAAUUCCCUAGAUACAACGAGAUUGUUUCCUUGACCCUGCCCGAUGGAACCAACAGACAGGGCCAGGUCCUCGAGGCUCGAGGUGACAGAGCCGUCGUCCAGGUCUUUGAGGGAACAUCAGGCAUCGAUGUUAAGAAGACGAAAGUUGAGUUCACCGGCCAGAGCUUGAAGCUUGGUGUGUCGGAGGACAUGCUGGGUCGUAUCUUUGACGGUUCCGGACGAGCUAUCGACAAGGGCCCCAAGGUCCUUGCUGAGGAUUACCUCGACAUCAACGGCAGUCCCAUCAACCCCUUCUCCCGUGAAUACCCCGAGGAGAUGAUCUCGACCGGUAUCUCUGCCAUCGACACCAUGAACUCCAUCGCCCGUGGACAAAAGAUUCCUAUUUUCUCCUCGUCUGGUCUGCCGCACAACGAAAUCGCCGCCCAGAUUUGCAGACAGGCCAGUUUGGUCCAGAAGCAGGGUAUCACCAACAAGGGUGUCCACGACGGUCACGAGGAGAACUUCUCCAUUGUCUUCGGUGCCAUGGGUGUCAACUUGGAAACCGCCAGAUUCUUCACCCGCGAUUUCGAGGAGAACGGCUCUUUGGAGCGUGUCACCCUCUUCCUCAACCUUGCCAACGACCCUACUAUCGAGCGUAUCAUCACUCCUCGUCUCGCGCUUACGACCGCCGAAUACUACGCCUACCAGCUCGAGAAGCACGUUCUCGUUAUUCUUACCGAUCUGUCCGCUUACUGCGACGCUCUUCGUGAGGUCUCAGCCGCCCGUGAAGAAGUCCCGGGUCGCCGUGGUUACCCCGGUUACAUGUACACCGAUUUGUCCACCAUUUACGAGCGCGCCGGUCGUGUGGCGGGUCGCAACGGUUCCAUCACCCAGGUGCCCAUUUUGACCAUGCCCAACGAGGAUAUCACUCACCCCAUUCCCGACUUGACGGGUUACAUUACGGAGGGUCAGAUCUUCGUCGACAGAGGUCUUUACAACCGUGGUAUCUACCCGCCCAUCAACGUUCUGCCGUCUCUGUCUCGUCUCAUGAAGUCUGCCAUUGGCGAGGGCAUGACCCGCAAGGACCAUGGCGAUGUUUCCAACCAGCUCUACGCCAAGUACGCCAUCGGUCGUGACGCCGCUGCCAUGAAGGCUGUCGUCGGUGAGGAGGCUCUGUCAGCUGAGGACAAGCUUUCUCUGGAGUUCCUCGAGAAGUUCGAGCGCCAGUUCAUUAACCAGGGCCAGUACGAGGCUCGCACCAUUUACGAGUCUCUCGACCUCGCAUGGAGCUUGCUCCGUCUCUACCCCAAGGAUCUGCUCAACCGUAUCCCCGGCAAGAUUCUCAACGAGUUCUACCAGCGUGCGGCCAAGGAGGCCAAGGACAAGGGCAAGCAGAGACAGCAGGUGCAGCAAAACGAGGAGAACCUGAUUGACGCAUAAGCAGGGACACCAAAUGCGGGUGCUUGAUAUUCCCGAGAAGUCGGCAGCGUAGUAGGACAACCGGUCGACGUUGUGUAUACGUAUGAGGGGGCACGAGAGUGAGAGUUGGGCAACUUUGGACCUAGACAAUGGCAUGCAAUUAUUAGUUUCUACACAUGCCAUGUCUCAGUGAUGUUCUCGUGUUUGCAGAAGAUGUGCGCGCCAGAUAUUCAUUAUUUACAGAACCAUCAUUUUCAUUACUAUCCGGGACGAAGAAAGAGCGUGAUGGUUAAA